Molecule: messenger RNA, 4016 nt
Organism: Aphis gossypii (cotton aphid)
Lineage: Eukaryota; Metazoa; Arthropoda; Insecta; Hemiptera; Aphididae
Product: tudor domain-containing protein 7-like
Exons: 23
Coding region: 535-3351 (938 amino acids)
Source: RefSeq, a predicted model, not a curated record
UACUUUGGUAAAAAUUACUAAAUAUCGUCGAGCAUGAUUUCUAUUUUUUUGCCCGCCCUCGGUUUUUCUUUACCGGUCCUAGUCCGCUCUCCGCCGGUGUACAGAUCUUGCAAUUCGCUGAAAUCCAAUUAAAAAUAGUUGAGUCCAAUUAAACUUUGUCAUUGUUAUCGUGUGCGAAGUGUGAUCAGACUACAGAGUGACAAGAGUGUUUGCCAAUUUGUGACCACUGACUACACUCGAGUCACUCUUACUCAACUUAUUAUAGUUUCGAUUGUGAUAGUAGGAGACGUGACUUCGUAAAUACAUAAUUGGACCGUGGACAGCGCAUCAACAACUGACAUUUAAGUCGUGUUUCGUCCGUCAAUUUUUUUUUUCAUUUAUCCAAAUUCAUUUUUUAUUUACUUUUCAUUUUCUUCUUCAAUGUUCAUCAUCUAUUAUUAUUCCGUCGUCAUCCACUGUUUAAAAAAUUGAAAUUGUAUUAAUUUUAAAAGUUUUUAAAAACUGGGUUGAACAGUUCAUUACACCCACAAAAAAAUGGAUGAAUUAGAUUCAGUUUUACUCAACCUAAAAGCUUGUCUACUAUCUACCAAAGGUGGAAUACCAUUAAGUCAAAUAGAAAAUGAAUAUUUUAAAUUAAAUGGCGAACGAAUUCCAUUCAGGCAGUUAGGAUUUCCAUCAUUAGAAGCUCUAUUACAAUCCUCUGGAAAGUUUGAUAUUCAAAAUUAUGGAGGCAAUACUAUUGUAAAAGCGUUAAGUACUAGUAAAACACAACAUUUGACUGAGCUUAUCAAGAAACAGAAAUCAAAACCACCAAAAAAAAAACCAUUUACAGGGUAUAGAAAUGCUCCAAGAAAAUUUGUUACUUCAAAUACUUAUAACAAACCUAACAAUUUUUCUAGACAAGGAAAUAAUGGAUUUAAUAAUGGACCGUCAAAAAACAACUAUCAAGGUACUUCUAUUCCUAACAACACCAACAGUUAUAAUAAAACACAGUCAUCAUAUAGUGAUAACAGAAAUAUUAGAUUCAAUACCUAUGAGUCAAAAACAUUUGAUCAUAAUAGUUACAAAAAGUCUCAGUUUUCUAUAAGCAACUUUAAUAAUAGUACUAAAAACUAUAAUGGAAACCUUCAAUUAAAUUCUGAUGUACAUUUGCCUGAAACUAAACCUUUGAAUAAUCUAUCCAAUGAUAGCAGGAGAAAUGGUGUUAAAUCAGUUCCUAAUUCAAAUGAUACAAAGUCGUUGAAUGAAAACAGAUCAGAACAAAUUCCGCUUACUAGCAGUUGCAGUAGCUUAGAAUCAACAUACAGUUCUAGUUCUGCUAGUUAUAAACCUAUGCAUACAUCACCUGACAAAUUCCAAAUUGGAGAUACAAUCAAUACAAAUACCGAAGAAAAAAUUCCAAGAAAUAGUAUACAGGAAAAUAAUGAAUACAAUAUGAAAUCAUCAAAGCAACUUAAAACAAUACCAAAGUUUUCACCAAUACAAAACAUGCCGCCUAUGAAAAUAUCAACUGCUCAAAGUAGACUUGCUAAGUAUCCUAAAAAAUGUGAAGAACAAAUUAAAGUUGAUGAAAAUAAAACAACAGAAAAACUAUGUGCUGCAACUACAAAUUUGAAAAUUGAAGUUGAAGAUCCUACACUUGAGGCGUUUGAAGAAGAUAAGGACUACAUUAAUGAAUUAGAAACAUAUUUAAAAAAUUUAAACUUAUCAGAACCAUAUUAUGAGUAUAUGGUAAAAAAAGAAAAAUCUGGGAAACUAAUUAAAUUAACACACAUUUGUACAAUUAAGGUAAAUGAAAAAAGCGUUGGUAGUUCUUUCCCAGUUGAUUGUAGUUCAGAUGAAUAUGCGCAAAAGGUCGCUGCAAAACGGGCUCUAACUGCCUUAAAAAAACAAUAUGGUGAAAGUGUUAUUUAUCCAAUUACUAAUGAUAUUAAUACAAUGGCAUCUUGCGUUAGAACGCUUUUAAAACAAGGAUAUGAAACAACUGGUAUUAUGAGUGAUGUUUUAGAACGCAUGUAUAGAGAAGAAUUUCGUGAAAACUUACCGGAGAAUUGGGAUCAGCUUUUGGGAGUUUUUAGUUACUUCAUAUUUGAUAAGCUAGCAGCUAAUAAAGUCGUUAUAUAUCUUAACGAUACUGAAAGUAAUCAACAAAAUGGUCAUGAGCAUACAAAUGAAGAUGUUGCCGAUGAACAAAGCUUUGUCCCAGGUACUCCAUUAUUAUUUGAAGACUACGUCGAAAAAUCUAUUCUUGUCUCUGCUAACUAUGGUGCGACUAGUAUUUGGAUACGUCUAGUUGGACAGAGUGCAGAUGAAAAUUUCAUUCAAAUGCAAGCAAAAUUCAAUGACACAAUGAUGAACACAGAAAAAUUAAGUAUCCCUGAUCAAGUGAUUGAAGGUGAAUUUUAUGCUGUGCUAUACAAUUCAUCUUGGCAUAGAGUGCAACUUACUUCUACUAACGAUGAUGGUACAGCUACAUGUUUUAUGAUAGACACAGGCGAGCAAUUGAACAUUGUCAAAGAUCAGAUUUGUAACCUAGAACCAAUCUUCAUGAAACCUAAAACACAGGCAAUUGAAUGUAUUUUGAAUCAGUUUGAUAAUUUUGGUUCAUUUGAUGGUUUAAAAGAAUUAUUGGAUGAAAUGAUUUUGAAUAAAACCUUUUUCCUUGUGCCUGAUUCAAUUGGAAAUUAUCCAAGAGUAACUUUGUAUGAAAAAGGAGGAAUAAAUGUGAAUGAUAUGAUCAUUCAAAGAUUUUUAGAAAAAACUUCUACCAAGCUGCCAUUAUUUGAGGAUCAAGCAAUUGUAGAUGGAAUUGUAUCAUCUAUUGUUGAAUCGGGCCAUUUAUAUUUACAACUAAACAUUGACGUUGUUGCAUCGCUAGAAGAAAUCUUGUCAAAUGAUGAAUACUUUGACCCAGAAUAUAUGUUGAAGAGCAAAGAAGAAGUUAUAAAAGACAAAAUUUAUAUAACUAAGUAUGAUGAUACAUGGAGUCGUGUUAAAGUUGUUGAUAUAAUCAAUGACUCAGAAGUCAAGAUAAUGUAUAUAGACUACGGUAAUAUGUCACAGUGUGAAAUUACUAAAUUAGCAAAUUUGGAAUUGUUUGAUCCAUUGUUGACUAAGAUUGCUCCUCAGGCUAUUAAAGUUUCGAUGAACUUUUUACCUCCAAAUACUAUGACUCCAGAUAUUGCCCAAAAGAUAUUUUCAAUUAUUGGAAGUAAUACGGUUUUAGUUAAUACAGUUAAUGCGCCCAACGAUGAUGUGCCAUGCGUUCAACUCUACAAAACCGAACCGGAUUCUCCUAAUACCCCAUACUGCAUUAACAUACCGCUAUUUCAAAGCUUAAAGAAACAAUAAAUUACCACUACAUAAAGGACAUUUAAUAAAUUGUUAUAUUUAAAUCUAAAUGUGUUAGUUUGAUCUGAUGUUGUUACAUUAGUUUUAUACAAGUGUUGUUAUGAGAAAAUACUCAUCAUUUUUUUAUUAUUAUUUUUAUUAUUAUAAUUUUUUUUAAAGUGUAAAGUCAUGUUAAGAGACGGUUGAAAAAUUUAAAACAAAAUGUAAUAUUUGUUUAAUUUGUAUGUACACUUAGUAUUUGUUUAUGUCAAUUGAAUGUACUGAAUGGUCUUCAAAUAUGCAAUGUUUUAACCAGAUUAAAAUAAUAUGUAUUAUGUUAAAAACCAAUACUAUAACUUUGAUUCAAUUUUUUUAUAUUUUUUAAAUUAAGACAUACAUAAUUAAAAUAGACUAAUAUUUAUUUCUAUAUUUAUUGCUGUUAUAUUAUAAUUUAAUGAGUCACCUGGCAAACUGACUUCUGAGAGAUUAUGAUUAAACAACUUCUAAAUUUUAAAUUUGAUUAGUGACUAUAAGUCCUUAAAUACUUAAGUAUUGUCAUGCUAAAUAAUAAAUGUAUAAUAUAAAUAAAAUUGGAGUCACUUUCCUUAAAUUAAUUUGACUUAUAACAGCAUUGUUUUUUAGAUCCAAUUUUUUUAUCAAAUAAAUGAAAAUUUUUUAUACAACAA